Messenger RNA from Gasterosteus aculeatus aculeatus (three-spined stickleback), 2959 nucleotides. RefSeq names its product flavin-containing monooxygenase 5. The record is from RefSeq and is a predicted model, not a curated record. NCBI's taxonomy places the organism in Eukaryota, Metazoa, Chordata, Actinopteri, Perciformes, Gasterosteidae. Gene Ontology annotation, molecular function: NADP binding; flavin adenine dinucleotide binding; N,N-dimethylaniline monooxygenase activity.
UUCUUGUCGGAGUCUGAAAAGGUAAGAACCGACACGGGAGACGAGAGUCGCGGUGAACCGGAAUCUCACGGUGAACGUGUGACGUCAUUCAGUCUCGAAAUACGGAGAGGAGGAAACCAACUUCUAAUGCUGUAAAGAUUAAUUGUGUCUUCCGUGACGCAACGUAAAUAUGUGACGUCACUCCUCAAUCGGGUUUAUUUGGAAACAUCGAGCUGUGAACGCGCGUUGUGUUGAGCAUUUUAUUAUAUUCAUUUUAAUAAAGCGAUACGUCGCUUUAUAAAAGCUUUAUUGAGCUGUCAACGUUGAAAUGAAGACCUCUUUUCAACCGGCCGAUAAGUGGAUAAAACAUAGAAAGAGAGACAAUAUUAAAAUGUUCAUAAUAAUUAAUGAACUGGUCGGCGAAAUGUGGUCUACGGAAAGACGUGAUUACAACGUAUUUAUUAUCUCUCUUAAAGCGUAAUAAAUAUGGGACUACGGACUGUGGCUGCUAACAAGAUGCUAUCAGGACAGUUUCAAAGUUACUUGUAAACACGUGACUCCGCCCACAUCUGUAACGCGCAUGCGCGAGUUCGGGUAGCUCGCUAGCGUUCAGCAUGCUGACCUGGAGCAAAAGUAAACGUCCCACAAUAGUUCCGUGUGUUUGGUGUCGCUCUAGCAACAUAUUAUUAUUCCUUUUCCCAUUUCACAUCGAAAAUAAAGCAUUUAAAGCAACGGGGGCAAAAUACAGACAAGUUGUGGUCUGUAAACAAGAGGGCUUAAAGCCAUAUUACUACUAGUACUACAAUAUUACUUACUUUUUACAUGUUUACAGACUGGAAAUCUGAACAAAAUAAAUGAUUUGAAUUGAACAAACAGGUUGACCACAGGAAUCUGCAAUGGAGGGGUGCUGCACAUCUGGACCUUUACACAAAGAAUCUAAGCUGAGAUGACUCGCCGCGUGGCCGUGGUCGGGGGCGGGAGCUCAGGUCUGGCCUGCAUCAAGUGCUGUCUGGAUGAGGGGCUGCAGCCCGUCUGCUUCGAGAGCAGCGACGACAUCGGGGGUCUGUGGAGGUUCAAAGAGAAUCCGGAGGCCGACAGAGCCAGCAUCUACCACUCCGUCAUCAUCAACACCUCCAAGGAGAUGAUGUGUUUCAGUGACUUCCCCAUCCCGGCACACUACCCCAACUACAUGCACAACUCCCUCAUCAUGGACUACUUCCGGAGCUACGCGGACCACUUCCAGCUGUCUGAGCACAUCCGCUUCAAUACCACGGUCCUUGCGGUGAAGCAGCGAUCGGACUUCUCUCGCUCGGGCCAGUGGGACGUCGAAACGCAGAACAGGGACGGCCAGCUGGAGAAACACAUUUUCGACGCGGUGAUGAUCUGCAUCGGACAUCACUGCCACCCCCACCUGCCGCUGCAGGACUUCCCAGGAAUCGACUCCUUCACAGGAAAGUUCUUCCACAGCCGGGACUACAAGACGCCCGAGCAGUGGAGGAACAAAAGGGUGGUGGUGGUCGGAAUAGGAAACUCUGGAGGGGACAUCGCGGUGGAGUUGAGUCGAGUCACCAAGCAGCUGUACCUGAGCACCCGCAGAGGAGCCUGGAUCCUCAACCGAGUAGGAGACUCGGGGCUUCCUCUGGAUAUGCAGCUUCCCCGGCUCUUCACCUACGUGCAGAACCUGGUUCCCAGUAGCCUGAUCAGCAGUCUGGUGGAGAAACAGGUCAACCAACGGUUCGAUCACGCGCUGUACAACCUGAAGCCCAAACACAGGUUGUUCAGCCAACACCCCACGGUGAACGACGAGCUCCCCAACCGCAUCCUGUCGGGAACCGUCCAGGUGAAGCCCGACGUCCGCAGGUUCCUGGGCUCCAGGGUGGAGUUUGACGACGGCAGCGUGGCGGAGGAUGUGGACCUGGUGGUGUUUGCCACAGGUUACAGGUUCUCCUUCCCCUUCCUGGCCUCGCACGUGGUCUCUGUGUCGGAGAACAAAGCCGCUCUGUACAAGUACGUGUUCCCUCCUGAGUUAGAGCGCCCCACGCUGGCUGUCGUCGGCCUGGUGCAGCCGCUGGGCGCCGUCAUGCCCAUCGCCGAGAUGCAGGCCCGGUGGGCCACGCGCGUCUUUAAAGGCUGCAUCAAGCUGCCCUCGCUGGCUUCCAUGCUGCAGGAUGUCCGGUGCAAGCAGGAGGCGAUGGCUCGGAGGUACGUUACCAGUCAGAGACACACCAUCCAGGUGGACUACGUCCCCUACAUGGACGAGCUAGCAGAGCUGGUGGGGGCUCGACCCAGCCCCCUGAGGCUGCUGCUGACCGACCCCCGGCUGGGACUCAACUUGAUGCUCGGCCCCUGCACGCCGUACCAGUACCGCCUCAGGGGGCCGGGGAAGUGGCCCGGAGCCCGUCAGGCCAUCCUCACUCAGUGGGAGAGGGUGGCCCGACCCAUGCAGACCAGACCCUGUGAGGACCCCAAGCCCGGGAGGUCCUUGAUGGGGCCCCUGGUUCUGGCCGCUGUGUGCGUGGCCGCCUACGUCAACAGGAACAAGCUGGCUGCUUUCCUGCAGGAUCCCACUGCCCUGUCUGACCACGUCAAAGCCGCGGGCUUCUUUUAAUCGACGGUGGCGCAUGGCGGAGAGGGUGAGACAUGGCUGCUCCAGGUCCCAGGUCCCAUGUCCCAGGUCCCAGAUCCCAGGUCCCAUGUCCCAGGUCCCAGAUCCCAGAUCCCAGAUCCCAGGUCCCAGGUCCCAGGUCCCAGGUCCCAUGUCCUGUGUCCCACGUCUCAAGCAUUCCUAAACAUGCAGCUGAGUCACCUUUGCGACUGCAUUUUCCAUUUCAUCCUCAUCAUUUUUGUCAUAAUCAAAGUAUAUUAUCGAUAAGUCUCCUCAUUGAUUCCACGUGCACAGAUGUUGUGCACGUGUCCGAUCUAUUAUCACUGUGUUAAAUUCUGUUUGAAUAAAUAAGACAUAUUCUUGUCCAUAUUUCUA